Molecule: messenger RNA, 1029 nt
Organism: Giardia duodenalis
Lineage: Eukaryota; Fornicata; Diplomonadida; Hexamitidae
Exons: 1
Coding region: 1-1029 (342 amino acids)
Source: RefSeq, a predicted model, not a curated record
AUGCUUUCCUCUGAUAUUUUAACUGCUAAUCGCUUAGAGUGUAAAAUGACUGAUUCUAAAGAAACUGCUGUUACGGCCUACAACUUGGUGGUAUCAUGCAUUGGGCUCAAGCAGCUCCCAGAGCGAGCACACUACAUGGCCGUCGCCCUAUCUCUUCUAUAUAUUUUGGACUCCCGGGGGCUCAGCAGCUUCUCGAACAUCUGCAAGGAUCAUCCACAAAUCUUCACCAUCCUCGUUAAUUCCAUUCUUGAUUCAAAGAAAUCUGGUUCCUUGGCCGUGCUUGCGCUGCGAGUUCUCUUCUUUGCGAUAAAUUGCCCCGAAACUGCACAUAUAUUUUGCAAAGAUAACUAUCACUUCCUUGAAAACCUCAUCCACUUGUCAGAGAACCCACAGACAGAUCCCAACAUCGCUCAAAUGCAAGUGGUUACGUUUAGCCCCACUGCACUUACUAACACCAACCCUUCAGAUGGGUCCCUACUCCUGACCCUGCAGGAUCCUCUGCUGUCUGCAACCUUUGUAAGUACUCGAUAUACUCUGGACCCAGCCAGCUGCUGGGGCUGCGAUAUGCUGUCCGACGCUUCAGCGGCUAUCAUUGCGCAUCUUGCACUCGUUAGCCCUCUCGCUCGGCGAAUAUUUAUCCUGAGCCCCUGCAACGGGCUGCUUGCUCACAGUCUCGCAAAUGCGUCGUUUCUAGAGCUAGCUUCUCCGUCACGUCUCAUUCACCUCCUGGACGCAUUGUUCUACAUGGGUAGCAUGAGUGCUUCGCAGGAAGCAGCGGUACAAUUUCAGGACUUUAUUUGCAAACACAAUCUAAAGAACAUGGCCAUCAAAUUGGGCAAUCUGAUAUUUCUUAAUAACAUACAUUGGUAUCUAUUGUAUCAACACACGGAUGUACAAGUUAAAAAGGCUGGCUCUGGGAUUUAUAGCCUCGAGACCCGGCAAGUCAUCUAUGACUCAGAUGAUCUUUUUUUGUUGAAGCAACAAUUAAUACGCUUCCUAAGAUUGCUUUUUAAAAUCGCCGACUACUAA